This is a messenger RNA of Parnassius apollo (apollo), 288 nucleotides long. Lineage: Eukaryota; Metazoa; Arthropoda; Insecta; Lepidoptera; Papilionidae. The record is from the annotation of a GenBank genome assembly.
AUGGAGGAAAUAAAAAAUAUGUUAAAAGUAAUGCAAGAGGAAAUAAGACAACAAAAAGUCGAUAUGCAGGAUAUGAAGGAGGAUAUUAAAAAUACUAUUAACAGCAAUAUUAACGAGAAGUUUAAAUGUCUAGAAACCAAAAACGAGCUUUUAGAACAGAAACUAGAAACGCAGACAAUAAAAAUAAAUAAUUUGGAGAGGAUCAUAAGAAAGAAAAAUCUACUCAUAUUCGGAGUCUCUGAAGACGAAAAGAGCUACUGGGACCUAGAGAAAAGGUUAUUGAUAUAA